GGUAUGUCUGUACUGCAUUGGGCGUCAUGGAGCCGUAGCUCCUCUCACCAAACUUUCCUCUGCUUUCCAAAUAGACCAGGAGAACCAUCAUGCCAUAGCUUGAAAGACGUGUACGGAAAGUCUAUGCUGCACUAUGCCGUACAAAGAGGUAACGCAGACCUCAUCGCCUUCUUCCUUGCAGGUCCAGAUGCAGCAGCCAUGUCAAUGCCAGACUUUUCUGGAAGAACCCUGCUUCACUACGCUACCGAGAGUGGCCGACCGGACACGAUCAACUUGAUGCUGGAGAGAGGUAUCGAUCUCGACACUAUUGAUGAUCAGGGUCGUACGGUACUCCACCACGCCGCUAUGCGCGGCAAUCUUAUCGCUGCUCAGCGUCUCAUAGCGCAGGGUGCA
This is a messenger RNA of Alternaria alternata, 393 nucleotides long. RefSeq names its product ankyrin. The record is from RefSeq and is a predicted model, not a curated record. Gene Ontology annotation, biological process: protein palmitoylation. The transcript has a single exon. Gene Ontology annotation, cellular component: Golgi membrane. NCBI's taxonomy places the organism in Eukaryota, Fungi, Ascomycota, Dothideomycetes, Pleosporales, Pleosporaceae. Gene Ontology annotation, molecular function: protein binding; palmitoyltransferase activity. The annotation marks the transcript as partial.